AUGCUUCCACACAAAGACCAGUCGUUCAUUUCUGUACCAGUCUCUCGUGUCGGCCUGUCCACCCGGCUAAACCAGCUCAAUGGGUUGAACAAUGCCAGUCGACCCACGUCUCGACCUGGAACUCCAUCAUAUGUUACCAGCUCGCUAAAUCCCACUAGAAACCUACCGGUAUCGUUGACUAACAUCCGGUCGAAGAUCAAUACUAAAGAGGACCUUGAUCGGUUUGAAAACUUGCCCAUUGUGGUCAGUCUUCGUGACUUCGAGACGACGUUUAACGAUCUCAGUCUGUUGGUGUCUUCAUUCAAAGAAGAAGAGAUUGCUGCCAAAGUGGAUUCUUUGAUCUCGAUUUCCAACAACAUAUCCAAAGAGCUUGAUGUUCUCAAACAUCACCAGGUGCUUGGGACCCAGAUCGACCUGCUUAAGACACAAAACUCCACGCUAGAUACAGAGUCGAAACAUAUCCUCAAAGAGUUGAUAUCGUGCCGUGCCGACUUAAAAAAGCUUCCGAGACUCCCUGCAAAGUCCACACAGAAGGACCCCAUUGAGGUCAGUGUCCAGGGAUUGCUCAACUAUGCUAUGAAGCUCGCCAAGUUCUCCAAGGCUCCACCUACUGUAAUGUCGCAGAUGAUCCACCCAAACAACUACGUGUGGCCUGCGGAGGAUGCUUUGCGGCGUGGAAUGUUGGCUAUGGCGUCUUUGAAGCCGGACGAGUUGAUUCGGGCAGAAAUUGGCGAGAAGUCAGAGCCUGAAGAUGUGGAGAUGGAGGAUGCUAAAGAGGAACUGCCUCAUUACGAGGAAAGACCCACUAAACCAGUUGAAAACGCUGCACUGGCUCCAAAAGAGGCUACGCCAGCUGCCUUGGACUUAGAUCUAUUCGACGAAGAUGAAGACUCUGAUUAG
This is a messenger RNA of Sungouiella intermedia, 900 nucleotides long. The record is from the annotation of a GenBank genome assembly. Lineage: Eukaryota; Fungi; Ascomycota; Pichiomycetes; Serinales; Metschnikowiaceae.